Meira miltonrushii is the source of this 2410-nucleotide messenger RNA. RefSeq lists its product as uncharacterized. NCBI's taxonomy places the organism in Eukaryota, Fungi, Basidiomycota, Exobasidiomycetes, Exobasidiales, Brachybasidiaceae. The transcript has a single exon. The record is from RefSeq and is a predicted model, not a curated record. The coding region runs from base 377 to 2089 and encodes 570 amino acids. Gene Ontology annotation, cellular component: Golgi apparatus.
AAGUGAUUGAUUGCAUGAAUGGCAUCGUCUGAACUUUGGUCACCAUCAACAUCAUCAUCACCUUCAGUCCAAAUUCAACAACCUCAAUCUUCUGCGGCUAGAUUAUUCGACUUCUCUCUCAAUUUUGCCCAAUUUUCUUGCUCCGCUACUCGCUUUUUUCCAACUUUAACAUCCUUUUGCCUGAACCUGCUUCACAUCGUGGCAGAGCUUGAUUGAUGUCUGCUUGAAAGCUGGUUGAGCUUCUAAAGCUUGCGGUUGCCAAUCAAGCCAUAAUACAAAAGCAAAUCAGGCUCAAGCCCCAAUUCACAUCUGGUUGCCGACAUCGAUGGGUUCCAUACCAAAAGUGCGUAAUGCACGCAAUCUCGACUUAUCCAAUAUGAACCACCAAUACAGCAACUCUUCAAUGCCAUACAAGCAUGAAGAUGAUCCCAUUCACAUCACAUUCGACAAUUCACCUCAAAAUUACGGAUUUGAUGAUGAAGAAGAAGAGGAGGAAUUGAGAUACGGUAGGGUGGCAAGGGGGGUAACUCCUGAUGGAUACUAUGAAGAUAUAUAUGGACAAUACGCCCAAAUGGAUGAAAAUUUACACGAUAGUACCACCCCAUACAAAUCAACAACUGCACAUUUACAAAAUCCAGAAAAAGAUCUCAAUCGUAACCUAUCCACCUCCAAUCGAACAGAUUACACGACAUCUUCAUCUGUGUUUGGUGGAUUAUUGGGAUCAAAAAGAAACAAUACUACAAAUAUGGCUCAACGAUCCAACAGUAAAAGCGUCAAUGGCAUCAAUCGAACGCGGCAUCAGAGAGGGAUGCCCAGCACUGCCUUACUUUCCUCGCCUGCUUCAAGACGAUUCGGCUGGAUACCAUCAACCUGGCCAGCCCGGCUGUUUAUUCUAAUCACGUUCGUAGAAGCGGCUGCUGAUAUCAGUAUUGAGGCUGUGCUCUUGUUCAGAUUUAGAGAGUCGCAAGGUCAACUAUCCGUCAACGGAGGUAACUUGAGUGCUUUACCAGUCUUUUUGAUGGUUUUCGGUUUUGCACACGUUUACCAAUGCUUUUUGGCAAUUGAUGCAACUGUGAACAGAAACACAAUCUUGGUUUUCGGUUUGGUGAUCUUCAAUUUGGCAUUUUUGGUUUAUGCUUUAAUCCAAAUUUCGGAAAUACGGGAUGUCUUGGGUGAUGGAGUGAUUGCAGGAACUUCUCAAACGGUUCCCGUUCAGGUAUUAACAGGUGCGAUUCCUGUCAUCAUCGGUCUUUCCUCCCUCAUCUUUGCAAGUCUGGCAUACUUUCUAUGGAAGGAGUUCGGUUGGCAAAUCUACAAGACCAUCGGAGCUGAUCGAAGGCUGAAACGUGCACAUAUGCAUUUCCAAAUCUUCGUUUGUCUGUUGAAGUUUGACUUUUUCACCUUUAUUGCCUUUUGCGUUCAAUUGGUGCUUGUAGUGUUGAAUCGGGAUACUCCAGAAUUCUGGGUGACAGCGUUUGCGGCACCUGUGACUUUAUUCCUUCUAGUCUUCGCUUGGUAUAGCAUUCGCACAGAAUUGAAAUGGGGAACGAUCGGCUUUAUGAUCGCUUUAUGGGGUGGUGCAGGAUAUUUCGCAUACAAGCUUUUCCGGAUUUGGCAAAAUCGCUUGGGUCCUUACAGAGACGUUUACAAGAGUCUAACGGUGUUUUCAGUAUUAGCUUUGAUCCUGCUUCUGGCUACAUUUUUGAUGACGAUACGGUGUAUGAUGAACUUUGAUAUUGGCCUAAAAGCUGCUAUGGCGCGGUCUGCAGAAGAAAAGAAGGCAUCCAAAGGGGACGAACUUGCAAGCAGUAAUGGUCACGAACCUGUGAUUUCUUCUCCCUUCCAGUACGAACUGGACGGAAGAGGGAACCCAUUACCUAAUUCAACUAACACCCUUCGCACAAACGGGAAUGAGGACGAAGAUGCGGGAGGAUAUUUCGAGCCUUACAACCAAGCAAUGGCGUAUAGUCAAUCCACACAUGGACUUUUAAGCCCGAUCAGAAGCCCUCAAGGUUUGACACCUGUGAAGAGCACAUCAGCACAAAAUCUGGAACGACAUCAACAGACUCAUCGACUAAGUUUGGAUUGAUGCAAGUCAUGGUAAAAAAUAAUAAACAAAUUGUAUUGUAUCUCUUUUCACAUCUUGCACAUCUCUUGGACUGGAUCCAAAUCCUGGUAAUUGUGGCAUUGUUUUGCUUCAUACACACUCUCUUUUUGGCCUUUCUUUUUUUCGUUCAUACCCGCAGAUGGUGCAUAACGGACUUCUACCUCUUCUCUCUUUCUUUCUUUCAUUCGCACUUUUGCGAACGCAUUGUUACAGAGGUUUUCUUCCAGAUUUAUCAUAGUGUAUCCUAUAUCAAUAACAGAAUACCCUAUUCUUUUGGCAAACAUGGUUGAAUGAUAGAUGAUU